Mya arenaria is the source of this 4955-nucleotide messenger RNA. RefSeq lists its product as uncharacterized. Bases 390 to 1343 code for a protein of 317 amino acids. The transcript has 4 exons. The record is from RefSeq and is a predicted model, not a curated record. Lineage: Eukaryota; Metazoa; Mollusca; Bivalvia; Myida; Myidae. Gene Ontology annotation, molecular function: serine hydrolase activity.
CGGGAAUGUGCAAAAAACAGGGGUGUUUUAAAAAUAUUGAAAUUAUUUUAAGUGAAGUAUUUUAUGGUUGAAAUUGAUCAUAAAGAAUUAUAUUCAUAUUUUACCAUGGCAGGGCAUGGGAGCACUCUGUGAUUUCCACAAGCUAACGAGUAAUAGAUUGAAAUAGAAGCAACAUUAACCACUUGGGCUGCCUUGACAGGAUGUUAAGGUCUUGUUGAGUCUUAUCAAGGAUACAAUACUGUGGUCAACCAUCCACAAGCUGCUCUGUGAUACAGAUGGAAAGUUCAGGAUGAACUCCGCCACUUAGCAGUCAAAAGCUCCCUGUGCAAUAUGGAUAUAACAACCUUGCAAAGAGAAUUUCAUUUGUUCUGGCUGUUGAGUCGUUGAAUAUGAGCACCCAAAAUGACAGUUUUAACAUUAGCAAGGCUGAAUUGAGCUGUCAGCCACAAACAUUAGUUAUUCUGUUUGGCUUUUAUGGUGCACCACUAAAAGUCAUAAAGAACUACAGCAAUAUGUAUCAUUCAUAUGGGUAUGACGUUUUAAAUGUUAAAAGCAGUUUGAAGCAUUUUUCUUGGCCGAAGAAUUCUAAAGUUCUGGCAAAGUCGUUACUGCAGUACAUCAAGAGCAAUUGUCAGUCAUAUGGUGACAUUGUAGUACAUGCCUUUUCAAUGGGAGCCUACAAUUUCACUGUGCUUAUGGGUGAGAUGUAUGAUCAACCUAAAGCUUAUGGGGACAUUCAGAGCAGGAUAAGGGCUGUUGUGUAUGAUAGCUUGACUGUAGGAACACUAAAAAGUAUGGCUGUUGGAGUUGGAAUGGGGGCAUCUGAAAACGUUAUUGUCAGAAAAACAAUUCCAGCUUUGAUGAACUUGUACUUCUGGUUGACUCACUCACACACUGUCACCUUCUAUGACUAUUACAUCAGUUUGUUCAAGCAGAAGCCCCUGAAUGUGCCAACCCUGGUGUUUUCAUGCAAGAACGAUCCUAUAUCAGACUACCAAGUGGUUGAGAAGAUGGUGGAUAGUUGGGGACGCACGUUCAAUUUUCCAAUCACCCAUCGGCGCUGGGAGACAUCAAGACACGCGGCCCAUUACCAGGUGCACAAGGAGGAGUACACACAGUAUGUUGACAGGUUCCUAUUCACUGUUCCUGGUUUGACACGUCACAUGAAGGGAAAACGGACUUCCAUAGAGGAAGACAACUGCCAUUUGAGAAAGAAAAGGAGUUCAUGGGCGAUAUAUAUUACUGCACUGCAGUAUAGAAUCAAAUCAUCUACCAACUCCAUGUUAGUUGCUGUGGGCAUCAACAUUGAUACAGAUGUAAUUUUGGAAACUGUUCAAAAAUAAGAGUUACUCUAUCUUAACUAAUGCAGAAGUAAAAACCGUUCCAGUAUAGUGAAGGACUUGUUUACACUUUAGAUCUAGAUGCUAAAAUUUUUCUUGCAAGUUGCUGUGAUUAAAUAAAUAACAAACUUACACAUCAAUCCUAAAGAAGAAGAACCAUCAUCAUCGCUUGAACUUACCUUAAAUAAACGAAACAAGACAUCAGUUUAUUUGGCGCAUUAUUUCGACAAAAAUGGCGGGCGUUCGAAACUAUCUCCGCCAGUGAAGAGCGUUUCGUCUUAAAUGCGUAACCGUUAGAAUAUAGUUAUAUAGCUACGUUAGAAUAUGGCUAUAGCAUUUUGUAAAUAUUAUAUUUAACCGGUUAAACAACUAAUUAACCAGUGUUGACCACAGGUGCUCGUCACAUUGCCUGGAUACAGUAAUUUUAUAUAAAAUAAAAUAUUUUUUUUAUAUUUUUUUAUUUUUAAUUUUUUUUUUGACAACAUAGUGAAUAUAUGUCAUUUUAAAAAAUAUUCCACAUUUUUCAUGAAAAAAAGUUACUAAUAACUUGACAAAAUCUUGACAAAAAAUAAAUAAAAAAAUCUAUUAAAAAAAAAUAUAUAAAAAAUAUAAAUUACUGUAUCCAGGCAAUGUGACCAGCAAUCCAUGGCACCUUACAUGAUACAUAUGAUAUAUGUGGUGCUUUAAUUAAAAUAAAUUUAAUUUUAAUGUUCAUGUUAUUUUGAUAUGGAAUUUUCUUUACGUUUGUUAUUUUUUUAUUUAUAAUCUUUGGGUUAUAACUGGGCCAAAUGUGUUACACUAAAUGCACCAGCCAGUUGUAACCACAGCUACCUCAACUUCCUGCCUGUUGCUGAUGCAACUACUUUUUUUUGUACAAGUUUCCUUUCAAAGACAUAUGGCAGAUUUCACAAAAAAGGCAAUUAUUUGGCCCAUUUGCUUUCAUUUAUUGUUAUUGCAUGUCAACGUCAUAUAUACAGCAAUUGCCUUUCCCAACCCAAUAAGAACACCUAAUAGAAGUGAUUUGUAUUAAAAUAAUGAAAAUAUUGUGUUAAAUAAGGUAAAAAAAUGUAAAAAUAUGCCGAUAUUUAGGACAAAAAAGACAGAAAAUCUUCCCGGUACCAAUAUACCACUUUUUUGAGGAUGCUUUUCAGUAACAUCUGGUAAGUAUUUUAUUCUUGUCUGUUGAAUAAUGUUUGCAAGAAAUGUUAAUUAAAACAAUAAUAUAUCUAAAAUAAUUGCAUUUCGUUCGUAAUAUACUUAAAUUUUCGGUAAUUGCGCAUGGUGAUAACGUUACGGUAAUCUGUCCUCGAAUUGUUGUGUAACAUUAGCAGACAUGAUCCACUGCUAACUGUUUUAAGCCUAAACACACCUUUAUUAAAUCACUGAAAACAAAGACUACGUGUCGGAUAAAAACAGUAUUGCAUGUAACAAGAAAUUGGUCAUUCCCGAUCAUAAAGUUUUAUUAGGUCUAAAAAUGUGUUAUUGUUACUCAAAAUCGAUUCUGUCCCAUUUUAGCAUGACGAUAGCACCUUUUCUAUUCGUGAAUAAUUUACACCGACUGAGGGUUAACAUCCGGGUAGCGAUUACUUUUAUAUUGGACUGGUUCACAGUUGACAUUGAAAUGAUAAAAAUAGUGGUGAAUACCGUUGAUAAAAACUUAAUCCAAGUUUGGCUCAUUCUGUCCUUCGAUGUAACGUUAACAUUAUGUCACGCUAGCAUUAAGACAAGCGCUUAAUAAAGCAAGAAAAUCGUUGAAAUUUGAUGACUUUCCCAGAGUCAAUUAUUCGAACAUAAUAAUGUCGUCUGUAAACUAUCGUUUGUAAGUAUUCAUUCAUUAGGUACGUAGUUUAUAUUGAAUUCAUACCGCUUUUGUGUUUGAUAUCGUUAUUUAUUGGACAGAAUUAAGAAUUUUUGUGAUUAUCAAUUGACCGUGUUUAUCAAUCGUUUAUAUAGUUUGUUUUAUACUGUAUCAAGCUCAAACAGUCUGUGGUAGGUAGUGAUUGGAAUCGGCUGGAAAAACUAAAAUCGAUUAAUCGGACUUAAUCGGAAGACUAACCGAUUAGACAUCGAUUAUUAAUCGGUUGAGCCUUUCGGAUUCAAAAAUAUGUUUGUGAGCUUCUAGCGUAUGCAAAGAUUUAACCAUUUCCUCCACGGAAGCGCCAUUGAGCGCCUCUGUAACUGAUUGUUAUUGAAAAUAUUGUACGAAAUGAAGCAUUUAUUCCAUACAAGUGAACUCCAUUUCCUACUAUGAGUUCAAUGCAAAUCAAAUAUGUAUUUUUUCCUUUGCAUAGAUUUUCAAUAUUUUCAUCAGAGUUUGUCCUAAAGUAGCUUGUGGAGGAAAAGGUUAAUCCUUCACUUCACAAGCUGUUUUAAGACUAAUCCACAAGAGAAUAGUCUGGAGAAAAAUAUGAAAAUUUUUGCAAUAGAAAAAAUCAAAAGUUAAGUUGCAAACAUUGUAGUCCCAGAUCUGAAAACUCCUAGUCCAUAUUAUUUGACUUAUAAACAAGAAAUCUAAUUGUUAUGAUAAAAAGGAUUGUAAAUAGAACAAUAAAAUAUGAACAAACAUGAUGCUAGUCUUUGAAACUCUUUUUAAUGACAAACCUUAGAAAGGAAAUCUGAAUUUCCUUCACAGAAGCAACUUCAUGGGCCACUGACCACUGUUAUUGAUGGCUAUUAAAAACGUUGUAGAAAAAUGAGCAUUUGCUCUUACUAGCAAAUGCUCUAUUUUCUUCAAUGAUUUCAAUACAACUAAAAUAAAUAAAUAAUAAUAAAAAAAAUUGGCCUAGAUUGUGGGGAGAGGUUUCAUCAGAUUAUUUCCUUGUGGAUUUAUCUUUAAUUAGCUAAUUUAAUUAAUUAGCUUAUUUAACUUAUCCACGAGGAAAUAUUAUGAUGAAAAAAUACUAUUUUGAGACUAAUCAUCAAUGAAAGAAAUUAACUGAAUGGAUACAAAUCUAGGGAGAUUGAAAAAAUCAAUUUUGAAAGGUUUUGAAUGCAUUUUGUUGAACAAGGCAAUCAUCACAAAAUACUCAAUUUCCUUAAAUGUUUUCAAAAAUGAUGUUUUACCGAGGCACACAAAGUUGUUUGUAUGAGGGAAAGUUCAUAUAAGUUUUCCUGAAAUUGUCACCUCUGACCAAGUCCUUUUCAAGCCAAAAAGUGUAGAAGUACAAUUGUUUAGUCAUGUUUACCAGUACAAUUUUCUGUUCAUCUUAAGAAAGAUAAGCAUAUCAACUAGUUCAGGUUUCAUGCGGGCACGCUUCUUGCUCACAAUAUUUCCUGCAAGACUGAAUACGCGCUCGGAUGGAACCGAGCUAGCUGGAACUGCCAAAACAGACUUGGCAAUUUUUGCUAGCCUUGGGAACUGGAACUCAUUUUCUUUCCACCACUGUAGAAGAGUUAGUUUUGAAUCUGUGGCUCUUCUCUCAGAUAAGAGAUAUCUAUUCAGUUCCUCCUGUACCAAAUCCACUACUGGUACUGAAGAUUCACCCACUACAAUUACAUCACUUAACCAGUCCAUAUAAUCUGAACACAUGACUUUGGCCUUUUUUGAAGCCGGUUCAUCUUCGAUGGAAAGUUCUUGACCAUCAUUAUCUGGUACAGCGGGAACAUUCGGUAACU